Messenger RNA from Cebus imitator (Panamanian white-faced capuchin), 2304 nucleotides. RefSeq names its product TM2 domain containing 1 (gene TM2D1). The transcript has 5 exons. The record is from RefSeq and is a predicted model, not a curated record. Gene Ontology annotation, molecular function: amyloid-beta binding; G protein-coupled receptor activity. Gene Ontology annotation, biological process: apoptotic signaling pathway. The coding region runs from base 52 to 552 and encodes 166 amino acids. Lineage: Eukaryota; Metazoa; Chordata; Mammalia; Primates; Cebidae.
UCCUGGGCGGAGGCGGAAGCGGAAGUGGCGAAGGAAGUGCCUGUCUCCAAGAUGGCGGCCGCCUGGCCCUCCGGUUCGUGUGCUCCGGAGGCCGUGACUGUCAGACUCUUCAGUGUCCUGUGGUUCAUCUCAGUCACCACAGGACCCUGGGGGGCUGUUGCCACCUCUGCCGGGGGCGAGGAGUCGCUUAAGUGCGAGGACCUCAAAGUGGGACAAUAUAUUUGUAAAGAUCCAAAAAUAAAUGAAGCUACGCAAGAACCAGUUAACUGUACAAACUACACAGCUCAUGUUUCAUGUUUUCCAGCACCCAACAUAACUUGUAAGGAUUCUAGUGGCAAUGAAACUCAUUUUACUGGGAAUGAAGUUGGUUUUUUCAAGCCCAUAUCUUGCCGAAAUGUAAAUGGCUAUUCAUACAAAGUGGCAGUUGCAUUGUCUCUUUUUCUUGGAUGGUUGGGAGCAGAUCGAUUUUACCUUGGAUACCCUGCCUUGGGGUCUCACUCUGUUGCCCAGGCUGCAGUGAAGUGGUAUGAUCAUGGCUUACUGCAACCUUGACCUCCUGGGCUCAAGGUAUGCUCCGUCCUCAGUCCUGCCCCAAGUAGCUGGGACUGCAGGCAUGCACCACUAUGCCUGGCUUAUUUUUUGUAUUUUUUGUAGAGAUGAGAUUUCGCCAUGUUACACAGGCUGGUCUUGAACUCCUGGGCCCAAGCUGUCCUCCCACCUCAGCCUCCCAAAGUGCUGGGAUUACAGGGAUGAGCCAUAGUGCCUGGCCAAUUUAAAAUUUUUAAAUAUUUUAAAUACAGUUUAAUUUUUAUUAAGAAUCCAAGGUUAAGGAAUUUAGGCCUUUUUGUUUUAAAUGAUCGCUGCCUUAAAAAUAAAUUCUUAACUACAUAAUACAGUGUUGACUGGAAUGAAAGUAGUUAUAGACAAAAUCUAAAAUUUCAUUUUUUGCGUGGUGCAGUGAUGUAUGCCCAUAGACUCAGCUGCUCAAGAGACUGAGGUGGGGGGAUUGCGUGAGGCCAGGAGUUCAAGGCCAGCAGAGACAACAUAGUAACAUAGUGAGAUCCCGUUAAGAAAAAAGAAAAAAAAUCCUGUUUUAAAACUAAUCUUAUUUAAUCUUUCUUCAUAGUUAUGAAAAGCAGUAGUUCUAGUUAUAUAUAGUUUUUUUUCUUCAUAGUGCUAAUUAUAAAUCUGUUAGCCUCAGGGGUUUGUUCAUUUAUUCACUAUCUAUCUUCCUUUGGAUUUUUUUUUUUUUUGAGGCGGAGUUUUGCUCUUGUUGCCCAGGCUGGAGCACAGUGGUGUGAUCUUGGGCCACUGCAACCUCUGCCUCCCAGGUUCAAGUGAUUCUCCUACCUCAGCCUCCAGAAUAGCUGGGAUUACAGGUAUGCACCACAAUACCUGGCUAAUUUUAUAUUUUUAGUAGAUACGGGUUUUCUCCGUGUUGGUCAGGCUGGUCUCAAACUCCCAGCCUCAGGUAAUCCACCUUCCUUGGCCUCCUAAAGUGUUGGGAUUACAGGUGUGAGCCACCGCGCUUGGCCUGGAAUGUACAUUCUUAAAGGCAGAGGCCUUAUCUGUGUGCAAGUUGAUAUCCUGAACGGAACUUGACAAAACAGUAAUACGGUGAUAAAUAUUUGUCGUAUAAAUAUCCAAAAAACUAGAAACAAGCUAAAUGUUCAAUAGGGAGGAACUGCCUCAAAAAAUUAAGAGACAAUGUGUAACACAGCAGAAUACUAUGCAGCCAUUUAAAACAAUGAUAUAGAAGUAUGUUUAUUGGCAAAGUAAUGUAAUAACACCCAUAACAGAGUAAGAUGAUAAAUUCAAGGAAAUCUAGAUAUUAUGCUACAGAACCCCUUCUUAAGGAUGCUUCACAAAAAUGAACAUGAGAGGUUUCUGCUAAGAUAAAAGAUUAGAUAAGGGAAUAAUAUCUGUGUUUGGAACUCUAGUAAAUACUACCAACUCCUGAAGUAAUACGUUUAAGGAAACUAGACAACAGAUCAGUGAUGAUAUUUAAAAGUUUAGGGAACUGACAAACUAAUGUAUAGUGACAGAAAGCAGAUAAGUGCUUGCUGGGGAAAGACGGGGGCAAGGAGAGACAAGAAACAAAUUACAAAGGGGCAUUAGGAAACUUUUGGGGGUGACAGAAAUGGUCUUUUUUUCUUAUAGUGAUUGUUUCACAGGUUUUAUACAAGUGUCAAAUUUAUCAAAUUGUACAUUUUAAAUACAAUGUAUGUCAUUAUAUGUCAUUUAUGUCAUUGUAUGUCAUUUUAAUGUAUGUCAUUUGUAGCACAAUGAAGCUGUUUUAAAAAA